AUGUCUAUGUUUAUCAAAGGUUUGAAAUAUAUUCCACCAUGUCAAAGUCGAUUUUCAAAGCAAUCUAUUGAAGAUAUCGUCAAUGAGCAAUAUAAGACAUUACGUUCAGUUGCUCAAGGUUGUCUUGAUGAUUAUCAUGUACAUCUGAUAGAACCACGUCAGAAAGAGGGUUUUCCGUGUUUAAAACGUAUGCUUUAUGAUCUUCAAACAAAAAAAUUACCACAUAAACUAUAUAAACGUGUACAACAUGAACGAAAAAUAGUGCGAAAUAUAAUAAAAAUGUUACGUCAUCGACCUGAUAUUACUAUACGUCGAACGGACAAAAGCAAAGUAUUUUAUAUUGGGAAUGUGAGUAUGUUUGCUAAGAAAGCUUCAAAAUAUAUGAUCGAAACAGAAGCAUAUCAAGAGAUUAUGAAUGAAGGAUGUAUCUUAUCCGAAAAUCUGCAUUUAGUGGAUGUUCUUUUAAAAUCACUUUUGAAAAAUGGUGCUUUUACUCAAGAACAAUACAAAAGAAUGGCUCCAAGAGUAGAUUCAUUAGAAUUGGCUCAUCUUCAUUUCAUUCCCAAAACACAUAAAUCCGAUACACCCUUAAGACCCAUUGUAGCUGCUAUUCAUGCACCAGCAACUGAAAUCUCCAAAUUUCUUAAUGAUCUAUUAGCGCCUCUUUUUCUACGAGUUGCUCGGCAAACUACUUUUAUUAAUGGCAUCGAUCUUGUUCGAGCAUUAGAAAAAUAUGUCACCAAUGGUUAUUUAAAAUCAACCACUUUAUUUAUUACUUUUGAUGUGGAAAAUCUUUAUACCAUGAUACCUCGUCAAGGUGCUUUAGAAAUCUUAUUACAAUUUCUUGAGCAACAUUUACAUCAUAACAAAAUUGGUUCCAUACGCAUUGAUGAUAUUAUGAGAAUGGCACGUCUUGUAUUGGAUACGAAUAGCUUUGCUUAUGAACAUAAAUAUUAUCGACAAAUACGCGGUGGUGCGAUGGGUUCAGCCUUUACACAAAUACUAGCCAAUAUUUAUAUGUUAAAUUGGGAACAACAAUUCAUUAAAGAUCAACAAGAACAUCAAGAAAUUUAUGGAAGAUAUAUUGACGAUGUUUUUAUGACCACCAAUUCAACAUAUGAGGAAAUGAAAGCAAGAUUGGACAAUGCUCAUCGAAAGGAUCCUAAUAUUCGUAUUUCAUAUUGCAUUCAAUCUACUAUUGAUUUUCUCGAUGUCACUGUCAAUAAUGACAAUGGUCACUUGAAAACAUAUAUCUUCUAUAAAUCUGCCGCCGAACCUUAUAUACUGCCCUACACAUCAGAUCAUCCUAAACAUGUUUUUCGAAAUAUACCAUACGCUGCACUACUCAGAGCUGCACGCAUAUGCUCGAAUGUCGAAGAGUUUGAAACAGAACGAAUUCGUACCGAUUUAUCAUUGUUACUUAAUGAGUAUCCACCUUCAUUUAUCUCAAAACAUUUUGAUCGAUUUUUUGAACUCAACCAGGCAAGAGCCAUAUUGAAAAGACUCGAUGCCCAAGUAUACCACGAAUUGCACCAACGAUUACUUCAUAUGCCAACGCGAAGAGAAAAACAAAACCAAGAGACAAUAGAAAACGUCAAUGCUUUACCCGACGUACUACGGAAGAAGAACACUUGGGAUCCAAAUAUUUUAUAUGUAAAAUACUAUUAUGAAAGUGGGCCCAGGUUAUCUAUUCAGCACGAUUUUCGCCAAUGGUGGAAACAGCAUUUUGCUUAUGAAGGAUCUAAUGUAGAACAUGUUCAACUAAAAUUUGCCGUCAAAACCAAUUGCACAUUAGAAGACAUGUUUGUACACAAGAAGCCAUCACAACAAAUGCUCAAACGUAAACCUUCGAAUAUUAUGCAAGAAAUGGCUAUGACAUAG
Messenger RNA from Rotaria sp. Silwood2, 1881 nucleotides. Lineage: Eukaryota; Metazoa; Rotifera; Eurotatoria; Philodinida; Philodinidae. The record is from the annotation of a GenBank genome assembly.